Messenger RNA from Pygoscelis adeliae (Adelie penguin), 1220 nucleotides. RefSeq names its product melatonin receptor 1A (gene MTNR1A). The record is from RefSeq and is a predicted model, not a curated record. The transcript is spliced from 2 exons. Lineage: Eukaryota; Metazoa; Chordata; Aves; Sphenisciformes; Spheniscidae. Gene Ontology annotation, cellular component: membrane. The coding region runs from base 1 to 876 and encodes 291 amino acids. Gene Ontology annotation, biological process: G protein-coupled receptor signaling pathway. Gene Ontology annotation, molecular function: melatonin receptor activity.
AUGGAAGGAAAUGUGUUUGUUGUAAGCCUGGCAGUUGCAGACUUGGUUGUAGCAAUCUACCCAUACCCACUGGUCCUCACAUCUGUAUUUCACAACGGAUGGAAUCUGGGAUACCUUCACUGCCAGAUUAGUGGCUUCUUGAUGGGUCUAAGUGUCAUUGGAUCAAUCUUCAAUAUUACAGGCAUCGCUAUCAAUCGGUACUGCUAUAUCUGCCACAGUCUCAAAUAUGACAAGCUGUACAGCGACAAGAAUUCAUUGUGCUAUGUUGUCCUUAUCUGGGUCCUAACAUUUGUUGCUAUCGUGCCCAACCUGUUUGUGGGAUCGCUACAAUAUGACCCCAGGAUUUACUCAUGUACCUUUGCACAAUCUGUGAGCUCAGCGUAUACAAUAGCAGUUGUGUUUUUCCAUUUCCUGCUCCCCAUAGCCAUAGUAACUUUCUGUUACUUGAGAAUAUGGAUCCUUGUUAUUCAGGUAAGGCGAAGGGUUAAACCAGAUAACAACCCCAGACUGAAGCCACAUGACUUCAGAAACUUUGUAACCAUGUUUGUGGUAUUUGUACUGUUUGCGGUCUGCUGGGCUCCUUUGAACUUUAUAGGCCUUGCUGUGGCUGUCAACCCAGAAACUAUAAUCCCUAGGAUUCCAGAGUGGUUGUUCAUAUCUAGUUAUUACAUGGCAUAUUUCAACAGCUGCCUUAAUGCUAUCGUAUAUGGACUCCUGAACCAGAACUUCAGAAGAGAAUACAAAAGAAUUAUUGUCACUUUUUGUACAGCAAAAGUUUUUUUCCAGGAUAGUUCUAACGAUGCGGGAGACAGGAUGAAAAGUAAACCUUCUCCAUUGAUUACAAACAACAAUCAAGUGAAGGUGGACUCUGUCUGAAAAUGGGAAUCUUAGUCACUCAACAGCAUCCAAAUAAAGUAUCUGUUUUAUUAGACCUACUCUUAAAUAUUACAGUGAAAUCUCUUCUACGCUGAAAGCACUUUGAUCAAAUUCCUUGCAUGGUAUUUGGGAACUCAAGUUACAGAGCCUUGACGUGCAGAUCCUGUUAUACAACGGUAAAUCUCUCAUAUAACAACACAAUGAUAUCCUUGAGAGAACUACGAAAUUAUGCAUGGAUACUUUUUAUUUUUCCCUUAAAUGGAGAUAAACAACUAAAACCAGAUUGAAACAGAAGUAUCCACAUUGCCUGGCUCAAUAAAAGAAAUCAUAAAACUAUUCCUACU